UCAUCAUAAAAAUAAACCCAACAAUACCGUACGGAAAAUCCCUUUUUAAUUAUUUCACCCCAAAAAUUCCCAAUGGCAUUUUCGUUAUUUUACCCCAAAUCCAAGGUAAUUUCACUUCAAUACCGCCCUUUUAUCAUAAGCUUCUUCUUCACUCUUCAUUUUUCUCUCUCCUUCCAUUUCUGCAACUCCAUAUUUGUUUUUGUUGUUUGUUUUCUCUCUCCUCUUUUUCUUCUUCACAGAAUACCAUGGAUUCCAACCUCGAAGCUCCAACCUCCAUUAAUGGCGGUGAUUUUCUCUCUCCUCCAUCUCCGCCACCACUGCAGAAGGAAGACGACAACAACGACGAGGAAGAUGAUGAUGAUUUCUACAUCGAUGACAGUAACUGUUCGACGCCAUUUGUGAGCGCGCCUUCGAGUCCAGGUCGUUCGUACUAUCCUUCUGGAUUCUUCUACAGUGCACCUGCAAGUCCCAUGCAUUUCGUCCUCGCUACUGCUCAGGCGAGAUCCUCCGCCGGCGGUGGCUUAAUUCCGGCGAGUUCCGACGCUUCCUCCUCUACUGGCUCCUUCGAGUUCGAGUUCUCCGCCCGAUUCGACUUGCCGGCGCCGGAGAUUGGACCGCCUAUGUCCUCCGCUGAUGAGUUGUUCCUCAACGGUCAGAUCCGUCCGAUGAGGCUUUGCGCUCAUCUACAACGGCCGCAGAAGCUUCCGUCUCUGACAUUGCUGGAAUCUGAGAGAGAAGAUGAAGAAGACGACGAUUAUUGCGAUGAUGAUGAUGAGAAGAGUAAUGUGUUUCAGAGGUCGAGGUUGAGGAACAGAUCUCAACGGAGAAGAACUCGGUCUCUCUCUCCUCUUCGGAGUACGGCGCCGUUUGAGUGGUACUGCUCUGACGACGCCGUUUCGACUCCGACGAAGAAGGCGGAGGAAGGUGAGAGUGAAGCAGGAGGUGAGAAGGAGAAGGACGGCGGCGAAACGACGCCGUCGGGGAGUUCGUCGCGGUGUUCAUCGGCGGGAAGGAGUUCGAAACGGUGGGUGUUUCUGAAGGAUUUUCUGAGGAGUAAGAGUGAAGGAAGAAGUAACAACAAAUUCUGGCAUAAUAUCAACAUCUCGUUUUCUCCGGCGAAAGAAAAACGAGAGAAAGGAAGCAACAACAAUAGUAGUAAUGUCAAUGAAAAUACAAAUGUAAAUGCAAAUACGAAUUCGGCGUCGUGUUCCGAGGAUAAGAAGGCGAAGAAGAAGGAAGUUCCGGCGUCGAAAGGGAAGGGGAUGCCGGGCGGAAAGAGGAGGUCGGCGCAUGAGAUGCACUACGCUGCGAACAGAGCGCAAGCAGAGGAGAUGAGGAAGAAAACAUUCUUACCUUACAGGCAAGGUUUAUUGGGAUGUUUAGGGUUUAAUUCCAAGAGUUAUGGUGCACUUAAUGGGUUUGCUAGAGCUCUAAAUCCUGUCUCUUCUAGGUGAUAUCAUUAUCAAGUAUCAACCUAUCAUCAUCAAAAACGUUUUUAAAAAGAAACCCAAAUCAAGUGUAUUAUUGAUUAAUAGGGUCUAAGAAAUUGGAAAAAAAAAAAAAAAUACAAGUAGAUGAUUUUGUAUAGAGGAUUUGAUUUUCUUAUUUUCUCCACCUUUAAAUUUGAUAUAGGCCCCUAAUUUUUCUUUAAAUUUGUGUAUCUAGGGUUAAAUACAUGAUUAUAAUCAUGAUUGCUAUAUCAAUGUGUAGAUUAUGAUUGUUGGGUGCCUUCUCAUAUUGUCAACUAUAAAGGAGAAGAUUUAUUGUAGUAGCCUUUUUUUUUUAUUGGUUGCUAUGGUGGAAACACUUGGAAAAA
Molecule: messenger RNA, 1816 nt
Organism: Chenopodium quinoa (quinoa)
Lineage: Eukaryota; Viridiplantae; Streptophyta; Magnoliopsida; Caryophyllales; Amaranthaceae
Exons: 1
Coding region: 246-1454 (402 amino acids)
Source: RefSeq, a predicted model, not a curated record